This is a messenger RNA of Nerophis lumbriciformis (worm pipefish), 5471 nucleotides long. NCBI's taxonomy places the organism in Eukaryota, Metazoa, Chordata, Actinopteri, Syngnathiformes, Syngnathidae. The record is from RefSeq and is a predicted model, not a curated record.
AGCAGACUUACCUGCUCAUAUCGCUUGGCAAAAAGCUUGGCGGUGAGCUGACGCGAUGCUGCUGUUGCUGGACCGUCGAGCAAACUGGCUUAUCACAUAGGAUGGAAGCCUUAAAGAUCCGGCUUGACUUCCCUAAUCCAAUUGUACAAGCCCAGGCACUGAGAAGGCUUGUCGCUGCUGUGCUUAAAGAGAAAGACCAGAAUGGAAAAAUCAGCCAGUCUUCCACAAAGGGUUCAGCCCUGGAGACUUUGUGGGAGCAGUGCUGCAACGAUUGCGAUCCGGUACGCUCGACCUGCUGCGACAGCAUUGUGUUGCUGGUGGAUCAAGGCCACGCCGAACUGCAAGACAUCCUCAAUAGCGUCCUCAACCUGCUGCCUUCUGCGCGGGACAUCCAGGGGCUGGUUAAACUCCUGGGGAAGCUGCUUCAGAUGCAGGCGGAUCGCCGGAACCCGGACACAUGCUUCACCUGUCCUUACGGAAUCAGGAGUGGUCCGCACCCCUACAUAACAGCCCUAGAGAACCGUCCAGACUGCUGGACUGCCAUCCUCUCAGCGAUCGAUGACUUUGUUAGGCAGGCAAUUGAAAGAAAUGAACCCGCCUACAUCGCUAUGCUGGUCCCAUUCCUUUGCUACCUGUACUGCGACCCCGAGAGGCGCUCCGAGCACGGGCUUCUCCGACAGGGUCUCCUCCAGGCGCUUCUACCUGCAGAUCCGUGGAAGCAGGAGCAGGAUGGAAGCUUGUCAGCAUCAGAUACUCUGAUCCAAUGCCUCUGUCAACUGGUGCCAGGCAUGCCGAUGGACAGAGUGGAGGAUGCAUUGGAGCUACACUGGUUCAUCCGGGCGCUGCUUCCGCAUCUGGCUGAGAAAAGCCAAGAACCCUUCAAAAGUGAGAAAGUUCGUCUCUUGGUCCAGUUGCUCUGCGCCUGUCAGCGCUGCCUCGGCUUUAGCGGAGACUGUCGACCUCUCGUCGGCUUGAUGGGGCAACUCAUACCGACGUGCCGACAGGAGGUGCCCUUGGAUGAGCUGUUGAUAGGUGUCGCCUUGCUUCUGUUUGAGGCCCCCGCAGCACAGCAGAGUAGCUUGCUGAGUCUAGUCUUAACUUUACAGCCAGAACACACCGAACUGUCCCAGUGGUUGAGUCCGGUGCUGAUUCUUCCUGUGUUGCAACUCAUGUCCUGUUCGGAUCUUACCGAGCCGCUGGCAGAACGCCGCACACACAACCUCAACCAGAAGCUAGCACAGAGCGUGCUUCGUAGCGUUAGCAGGCCGACCGCUGGACUCGGACAGGCCAAGCUCCCGGAGGCACUUCUUUUCACUCCCUUUUUCAGCGAACUGAGGGUAGCUGUGUCCAUUCUCCAUCAAGCGGCGGAUCCGUCGGCAGCCGUCGACUGGCUUCUCUCGCUUACCUCGGCUCUGUCGUCAAAUCAGCGUCUGCCCAACUCCCUGGUCCUCGUCGUCAGCCACCUCCUCCUCACGGGCCAGGACGACGUCUGCCGCUUGGCUUUGGAUGCCGUACGGGCUGUCGCGGCCGCCGACCCCCAUCAGGUCCCAUCCCUUCUUCCACUGCUGCUAUUCAAGCUGGGGAAAGAAAAUAAUCCAUGCCUUUCUCACGCCGUGCUGGAGUGCCUCCCAAAUCUCGGGACUCACAAGAUAUGUGUGCCCAUGGUGCUUCAGACCCUCGGCCUGCUCGCUAGUGACCUUAAACUCAAAGCGGUCGCCAUGCGACUCACUACAGAUCUUUGGAAGAAACAGGACCGCGUUUACCCCGAGCUUCAGCGACUGCUGGCUCAGCCGGAUAACAGGGUGGUUAUGGGGAGGGACACCCAGUGGGAGCAGGUCCUGGCCAGGGCGGCCUGUCUUCGAGACAUCUGCCGAGAGAGGCCUUACCAGCACGGAAGUGACAUGUUGGCCGCCAUUGUGUUGACUCUGAAGCAGUGUACCAAACUCGACCAGGUGACCCCGGCAGUCCUCGCCCUGCAGGGACUACAGGAGCUGUGCCGCGCAGAGGUCGUCGACAUAGUGUCGAUGUGGAGAAAUCUCGGACCUGACCUAAGAUGCGACUCUCGUCCGCUGGUGGUCAAAGUCGUCUCUCAGCUUUUGGCUCUGGUCCCUCAACUUGCCGUCAAGUCUGAAGAGUAUGAGCUACUCAAGGAAGAAGCAGUCAGCUUUCUGUGGAACUACACCAUGGAUAAGGAUCCAGAGGUGGUCAGUUGCGGUUUUCGGUCUUUGGCGGAUUUCCCGGAAUCGGUUCACACAGUAAAUCAUCUCCCUGAGGCAGCCAGGCCUGCAGUCCAGCAGCCUGAACCUGAGGAUGGCGAGCUGGCUGGGAAGGGAGAAGAGAAAGACCUUUCUGUCACAGGUUCAUCCUAUGUAAAGUUGCUGACUCUCACCCCCUCUCCGGCUCUACCAGCCUUGGAGCUCUUCCUUACAUCGCUAGUCAGGCAGGAGAUGAGCCAGAUGCCGAGGGGUGUGUAUUUUUCUGCACUGAGGGGUGGUAGCCUCCGUUCGGACCAGGGCAAAACUUUGGCAGGGAUUCCCGCCUUCAUGCUCAAGACCUACGAGAAGAACAAGCAGCCGGGGCUCAAACCAGGCCUGGCAGCCGGCCUCUUGCUUUGCUACGAGCUACCUCAGCAGACCGAUUGCGACGGGCGACCCAUACACCGCCAUCUUCUCAGCCGGAGCCGGAGCUACCAGCAAACCUUGACCGCCCUCAUCCACGAAGUUAACAUCCAGCUAUCCGAAUGGCAUCGCGUUCUGCUGCUGCCUCAGGCGUGGCGUGGGUUCAUGAAUCGUACUUUCCACGCAGUCCUUGAGGGUCGCCGUGCUGAUCUGGAAAUGCAGAACAAAAAAAGGCAAGAGGACCAAGAAGAGCUGCAGUAUAAAAAACAUUGUGCCUGGCUUUGGACCAGAGACCACUUAACCGAUGCCAUCCGAGGCGCGACAAAGGACAGUCCUAUGGUUCAGGGGAACUCCGUCCUGGCUCUGAGUGCCCUGGCUGCCGUUCUGGCUAAAUACGAGCGUAACCUCCCUGCUGAUAACGACGGAGGCUUCCGUGCAGGACCUGAGUUUGUGCCUACCAGUAGCUGGCUAGCGAUGGUGCUCGACACUUUGUUUAGCAUUAUCAGCAGUAGCUACAAGGCUAAAGGGCAAGUAUUUCCGUGGUACCUGCAUCGCUCCUAUUCGGGCGAGAACACUGCGAGCGCCAUUGCCCGCUCCUGCGCUAGCCUGGCGCUGUCCCUGCUAGUGCCGGUGCUUGUUCUGUGGCAUCAAGACAGCACCAAACAGGUGGUGUCUACACUCAGAGCCGGCCUAACCGACGAAUCUCAGCCCAUUCGGUUCCAUUCCGGCCUGGCUCUCGGCAUGGUGCUGUCUGGCCUACACCACCAGCGUCUCAGCGACAUUUCUCCUGAGAAGAACGCCGAUCUUCUGCUUGAUGCUAUUGCUGCUCUGGAAGCUUGCUCUUUUGACAGCGAUGCGGAUUACAAUACCGGCUGUUUGUUGGGUCUGGGUCUGGUGCUUUCGGCUCUCUGUGACGGGGGACAGACGCACCAACGCGACCGUGUCAUCCAAACGCUGGACAGGCUACAUCGGGCUCUUCAGGACAGCAGUGAACAGGGGCGCAUGCUGCAAGAGGUGUUGGCGUACUCGGUGGCGUGCGUAAGUGUGUCGGCCUUCGGUGGAAGCCUCGUCGAAUCGGGCAAGGUGGACCAGGUCAUGGAUACGCUGCGCUCUUUGACGGAGGACAGCCAGCAGACGCCGGGCUUUGCCUUGGCUCUGGGCCUGGCGGUCCAUGGACUUUCUCUGUGCGGCCACGGCAAAGCGGAAGAUCUCCAAACUCGUCUGUUGGCUGCCUGGGUCAAGAUUUUACUAGCUGAGGGCUGUCCCACCAUGCAGCGCCUGGCAGCCGUUAACGGACUGGUGGCCGCAGCAGGAUCCGAGAGUUACUUGAUUCAGCUCAAGAGUCAACUGGAGACUUCCUCCAAUCAACAGAGUCGACUUAACGAGGUCAUUCGGGCCAUCUCGCAGAUUGUGAGCUUCUCAGGAGCGAUCGGCCUGCAGUCUAACUGCGCCUGCCUGCUGGGCCACUUGUAUUUGUCGCAUAUUUCCAGCGGUCACAGUCACACGGCAGUGCCUCAAGAUUUUACAUACCUGCCGGAGAAAAGCAUCAUCAGAGCCAUCGUGGAUUUGCUCUCGGAAGCGGGAAAAAAAGGUCCCGAGUUUGCGCAUCCGAGUGUGGUGCAAACAGCACUGGCGUCGCUGGCGUCCGUUGCGAGCGCCGUCCAGUACCCGCCCGUCAACUGGGGCAUGAUUCUGUCUCCUCUGAUGCGACUCAGCUUUGGCGAGGAAGUUCAGCAUCAAUGUGUGGCGUUGGCUGCAGCUCAAGCUCAGUAUUCCCAAAGUGCCUCGCUCUUUCUGGGCUCCUGGCUGUCCUCGCCUCUUGUGUACAGUCUAAGUUAUCAGACACGGGCCCUCUUGAAUGAAAACCUCUCCUCGUGGAUGAAACAUGUCGCCGAAGACAAGCUCCAGUUCUUCGUGGAGACUCUAGGUUUGCAGGCCUUUCAGGAGGACCUUGGACCGCAGCGUAUCCUCCUGGGACGCACCCUGCUGCGAGGCCUCGCCCAGGCCAUGGCCACACCAGAUCCCCCUGCCGCGUGCUGGGCCGUCCUGACGUCCGCCACCGAGAAGAUCUUUAAACUCCUGCCUGACCAGAUAAAGGAUAGCGACGUUGAUUUCUACGUGGGAGUCGCUGAAUGUUUGUCUGCAAUGGCUGACUCGGAGAUUGACCGCAUCGCAAGUGUCACAGAGACCCAGAUGGAGAAAACCUGUUUCGUAUUGGCUUACCUGGUAUCGCUGGGCAGGAUUCCUCUGCUGGGUUUAAACGACGUCAUCGCCAGCGUGCUCCGCGGUCGGUCGAGCCACCGGGUGGGCUGGAUCCUCCUGCAGACGUUCUACCAGUGUCGCCUGGCUGCCAGUGUCAAUACAGGUGUUUCCAAACGAAUGGAGUGGCUGCUGGAGUUGAUGGGACUAAUGCGGAACAUAGCCUACGGCACCACCGCGGUCACGUACGGAGACGCCGAAAAGGCCACAGACUUCUUGUUCCAGGUCUUUGCUGCCGCCGUGGUGUCCUGGGGCGACCACUCUGCGCCCCUCCUGUUUGGGAUCAGGCACCGCUGGGCCCCGCGCCGACCCGAAUCCAAAUCGCACGCUCUGUACGGCGCAGAUUCGCUGGCGGAGAGCGCCUUGCCUCGCUGCCUACUGGGAUUGCCCCGCAGCUUGCCCGCCCUCCUCGACAAAGAACCCUGGAGCCAGCAAUCUCGCAAGUUCGUAGACUGGCUUCUCGGCAUCGUCGAGGGACCCCGACAAAGUCUGUCAGCGACAACCGUCGACACAGCCCGAGUGGCUCUGCUGGCCUUGCGCUCUUCGCCUGAGUUCAAGAAGAAAUCAGUGUGGACAAGAGCGUACGGCUGGUAG